This is a messenger RNA of Lytechinus pictus (painted urchin), 2216 nucleotides long. Its product is annotated as mesenchyme-specific cell surface glycoprotein-like. NCBI's taxonomy places the organism in Eukaryota, Metazoa, Echinodermata, Echinoidea, Temnopleuroida, Toxopneustidae. The transcript has 12 exons. Gene Ontology annotation, molecular function: protein binding. The record is from RefSeq and is a predicted model, not a curated record. Bases 218 to 2032 code for a protein of 604 amino acids.
GCCCUUUUGUGUCAAUAUGUACACCUAUUCACCCGGCUAUUUACUGAAUGCCUUCAUAACUGAAAAUAGCUCUGACAUUUUCCAAAGGCAAAUAUGUAUUUUCUAUGUGACUACUGAGUCACAUCCAGAUUUCUGAACGGCGAGACUAUACAACUCAAGUCUUAGAUAAGUAGUACCUGUUAAAUUUCGAAAGACUCAACUUAAACGUACACCCAUCAUGAACGAGAUGCGACAGCAGAUUGGCCUUAUUGCUUCGCUACUGGUUGUUUUACCAAUCGCUUCUGCGAUGGUAACCCUUCGUCCAGUUGCUACCAUCUCCAUACCAUACGAAUAUAACGAAGAAGUUGGUCUUUAUGGCAUCGAUGAGGGCGCUUCAGAACAGUCUGGCUACGAUGCUACCAACAAAAUUGCCUACACAGGAGGUGACAAUUAUAUCCAUAUCACUGAUUGGUCAAAUGUGACCACGCCCACCAUUAUUCAUCGAAUGACUAUCGACUUUACAUGCAAUGACAUCGAGACCUGCGGCGACUUUGUUGCCUUCGUUCUUGAAGGAAAUACGAAAGUAGAUCCGGGUACUCUACAGAUUUACAGCCUUUACGACAAAACUGCAGAGACGUGGAACAGGCUUCUGGAAAUACCGAUCGGCAGCAAACCUGAUAUGCUUCAUUUCUCACACGAUUGCCUAACCAUCCUCGUUGCUAAUAAGGGAAUAGCGAAAGAAAAUGCUGAGAAGACGGCAUUGAUCAAUCCAGAGGGAACGAUAUCCAUUAUUCGACUUUCCCAUGAUGGCUCCACCUACAAUUCUACACUGCUCAACUUCACUCAAUUCAAUGACAGAGCUGAUGAAUACGUGGGAAAAGGCGUGCGUUAUUCUUACCGUGGACAAUUAGACGAUGGCGAACAUACAUUCUCACAAAAUAUGGAGCCUGAAUACAUUACAUAUAACAAAAAUGACACUAAAGCAUAUGUUGCAUUACAGAAAAACAACGCAAUCGCUGUCAUAGAUUUAACAACCGAUGAGAUAGAAGACAUCUAUCCACUUGGUGAAAAAAGCUGGAGUAGCCUCUACCUGGAUGCAAGCGACAAAGAUGGUGGGAUCGUUUUUCAACAAAACGACAUCUUUAGCUUCUUCCAGCCCGAUGGUAUCAAAUAUUUUGAAGUCGAUGGAGUAGGAUAUAUCAUCACAGCCAAUGAGGGCAAUAGUUUGGAUUAUGAACUGGGAAAUGAUGAGUGGACAGAAAGCCAAAGGGGGAAUGAUUUCAAAGAAGGGGAUUUUUCGUCAACAUUCAAUAGCGAUCUGAUAACUAACGUGAGUGACAAUGAAAUUCUAGGACGGCUUAUGUUCAGCAAAGUCGACGGUAAGGAUAACCAGGACAAAUUUGAGAAGCUUUUUUUCUUUGGAGCACGAGGGUUUUCCAUCUUCAGGGCCUCCAACAUGACACUCGUCUACGACAGUGGCGAUGAGGUGGAGAAGAUGAUAGCCAAGUUCUACCCUGACGUCUUCAACACGGACACGAAACCUGAUGAUGCCGACGAAGACAAACCAAUUGAUUUUUUUGACAAGCGCUCCGAUAACAAGGGUCCUGAAUGUGAAUCGGUAGAGAUCGGCGAACUCGAUGGACGUCGUAUCCUCUUCGUCGGUGUCGAUCGCACAUCGGUGAUCCUUAUUUACUCUCUUGAAGUCGGCCAGGUCGUACCGACGUUCGAAAGUGUGUAUCGAGCUGGUGGCAUAAACGAUACCUUCCAGAAUCUUCUUAACAAUGGCAACCUAGGUGACCUUGAUCCGGAAGAUAUGAAGUUCAUUCCUGGAUCCAAGAGUGUAACGGGAGUGGCCAUGUUGAUGGUUACGAGCACAGUAAGCGGAACUAUUUCUCUCUACGAGGUUUAUGACGAAAUACUUCAAACCAAUCCAACAGACGGUACGACGGCCGACCACACAAUCACCAUGACAACAGGAGGGAGUGACGCCAUUAUCUUCUUUUCCCCCAUCGUUUGUUGUAUCUCCUUGGUGCUUCAUUAUUUAUUUCAAUAGAUUCAUCGUGCAAGACGAACACAAUUUAGUGACGUGACAGGUAGAUUACCCAUGAAAAGACUACAUAGAGGAAGAUGUAAAUAAAAUUGAUGUUUGAGUGAAUGAACAUCAAAAUGAAAAGAUGAAGAAAUAUACUAAGAAAACAAUUUGAUUCCAACUUUUUGUGAAUGUUUUUUCUUUUUUU